This is a messenger RNA of Miscanthus lutarioriparius, 597 nucleotides long. Lineage: Eukaryota; Viridiplantae; Streptophyta; Magnoliopsida; Poales; Poaceae. The record is from the annotation of a GenBank genome assembly.
AUGCCGAUCCGAGUGGCUGUGCAGUGGGCUGUUGACUUGGCCUUAGAUUUGGGACAGCUUAUGGAAUCCCCAGGAGAGCCGGCAACAGCGAGAUCUGAACCCUGCUGGGAACGACCACCAUUGGAAUGGUUCAAAUGCAAUGCUGAUGGAGCCUUUUAUGAUCAGCAAUGGAAAGGUGCAACAGGUGUUGUUCUACGUGAUGACAGUGGCGUCUUUGUCAGGGGGAUUGCCAAAUGGUAUGAGCAUUGCCUGGACGCACUUACCAUGGAAGCGCUAGCUUGCCGGGAUGGCCUGGCUAUGGCACUGCAGUUGGGAAUUCAGAAAGUUUGGCUAGAAUCUGACUGUCAGGAGGUGGUCCGGCUUUGGCAAGUAAGGGAUCAGCAGAGAUCUAGCGUGAUGUCCAUCCUGAAGGAGAUUAAGGAGUUGAGCACCCUGUUCCAAGAGUUUAAAUUUUCUUUUCCUUCUCGUUCUUGUAAUAGGGUAGCACAUGCUUUAGCGAAACAGGUCACAUGCGAAACUCGGGUCGGGUGGUGGUCUAUUGCCCCGGCUUGUGUCUCUGGCCUGCUGUCUUCAGAUUGUAACCCUCCUUAUAAUUGA